CCUCAACACAACCAAACGGUCAAACUCCCAUCUAACACACACACACACACACACAAACACAGAGAGAAGUUUAAACAGAAGAAAAAUGGGUUCCAUCUUCCAACGAAAACCCAUCUCUCCUAUGGCAAUUCCAUGCCUAAUAAUCUUCUUCUUUCUGAUCUCUAUGUCAACCCCAUCUGCGGCGCUGACGGCAUACGAAGCUCUUGAAGAAUACGACUUCCCAGUCGGCAUUCUUCCCAAAGGCGUAUUGGGCUACGAACUUGACAGCUCAACAGGUAAAUUCUCAGUGUAUCUCAACGGUACAUGUACUUUCACCAUUGAUUCUUACGAGCUCAAGUACAAGUCGACGAUAACGGGAGUGAUAGCAAAAGACAAGAUCUCAAGCUUGAGUGGCAUCAAAGUUAAGGUACUCCUCUUCUGGCUCAGCAUUGUCACAGUCACUCGUGAAGAUGAUGAGCUUGCAUUCUCUGUGGGGAUCGCUUCUGCAGAUUUUGCUGUCAUUAAUUUCGAAGAGAGCCCGACCUGUGGAUGUGGGUUUGAUUGUGUUAAUCUUGUGAAAGGAAGGAAGAUUAAGCCCACUAAUCUUGUGUCAGCUUGAGCUUUAAGAUAAUUAAAUAACAUGAUAAUUAUUAAUUACCAAUAAUUAACCAGGUUAGCAAUCUGUAUGCUUAUGUACUUUGUCUUGAUGUACAUUUUGAUCUCUGAAAUGGGUUUUUUUUUUUGUUUUCUUGAUAUGUUUUGAAUUUGUGCAUCUUGUUCGUAUGAGUUUGUGUUGGUUGAAUUAUUGUUUGUAAAGCAUUUUG
Corylus avellana is the source of this 803-nucleotide messenger RNA. RefSeq lists its product as uncharacterized. The record is from RefSeq and is a predicted model, not a curated record. NCBI's taxonomy places the organism in Eukaryota, Viridiplantae, Streptophyta, Magnoliopsida, Fagales, Betulaceae.